ACGAUGCGCAGACACCACUUUACAACAGAGAAGUCACAACAAGAACUCCAGACGUUUUCACAGAUCAUAAGAGAGAGAUGCAGUCAAACGCAUCAUCAAACUUCUCCCAGAAGAUUGCAUUGCUAGAUUUUUUAGGGAAAGCACAUGGAUUUCUAAAACAAUCUCCGGUUUUCAGCGCUUUCCCAUUGAGUCUUUUAUUAACUGGAUUGGAGGAACUGAUGGAAAUACAACUUUUGCUAUGCCCGUGCAAAGUUCAGCUGAAUAAAUUGGUAACAGCAUUCAUCUUCACUGGACCUGCUUUAUUUUUAUUUUUUUUAAUGCUUCUAAUUUUAAGGCCUUUUAAAUAUAGAUGCGGUCAUUGUUGUGCAUGUGGAUGCUCCUGCAGUUGUACAAAUGCUGAUACUGAGCAGAACUUUAUGAACGCUUGUGUAUCUUGCCUGAUUCCACCUGUAAUGUGGACCUUCAUCUUGUUGCUUGAUGGAGAUUAUCUUGCAUGCAUCUUGACAACAUGGAAGGGAGUUUAUGUGUUUGAUAAUCAGCUCAACAGGUUGUGGUGUAAACCUACCGAAGGGUUCCGAAAUGAGACAGAGCUACGAGAUUUGACUCAAGAGUAUAUUCAUAUCUCUCGGCUCUCAGGUUAUAUUAUGAUCUCUGUUUUAAGUGUCUUGGCGUCCAUCUCAGUGGGUAUUAAUGACUGCUACAUAAAAUGUCGUGGACAAACAACAAAUACACAGAAUCAGAGACAAGGUUCUGCUAAUAUGGGACUGCACAACUUAGGGGAUUUUGCUACAGCAGUACAGACUCAACAAGGGUUAGAGAGUUCUGAUACAACAGGACACCAAGGGUCAAGGGAUUCUGCUACAACAGUACAGACACAACAAUGGUUAGGGAGUUCUGCUACAACAGGACACCAAGGGUCAAGGGAUGUUGCUACAACAGUACAGACACAACAAUGGUUAGGGAGUUCUCCUACAACAGGACACCAAGGGUCAAGGGAUUCUGCUACAGCAGUACAGACACAACAAUGGUUAUGGAGUUCUGCUACAACAGGAUACCAAGGGUCAAGGGAUUCUGCUACAGCAGUACUGACUCAACAAGGGUCAGGGACUUCUGCUACAACAGGACACCAAGACUCAAGGGAUUCUGCUACAGCAGUACUGACUCAACAAGGGUCAGGGACUUCUGCUACAACAGGACACCAAGACUCAAGGGAUUCUGCUACAGCAGUACUGACUCAACAAGGGUCAGGGACUUCUGCUACAACAGGACACCAAGACUCAAGGGAUUCUGCUACAGCAGUACUGACUCAACAAGGGUCAGGGACUUCUGCUACAACAGGACACCAAGACUCAAGGGAUUCUGCUACAGCAGUACUGACUCAACAAGGGUCAGGGACUUCUGCUACAACAGGACACCAAGACUCAAGGGAUUCUGCUACAGCAGUACAGACACAACAAGGGUCGGGGAGUUCUGCUACAACAGGACACCAAGGGUCAAGGAUUUCUGUUACAGAAUUAAAGAAACAACAAUCUUUUCUGGUAACCAAUUCUGCUAAAGUGGGUGGGAGACAGGACAAAUCAGGGAGUUCUGAUACAGUGGGACAUGUACAGCAAGGUUUAAUGAGUUUUGCUACAGCAGGACAUAGACAGUAUAAGCAUGUGAGUUCUGCUACAAUGUGUCCUCCUACAAUGAUGCAGGAGCUGCAAACUCUAUUGUCAAAGUCACAACAGAAGCAACAUUAAAACCCGACAGAGAAUCACCAUCUCCUAACAAAAGACCAGCUGUUAACAGAUUAAAGAGGUGGUUGACUGUUUUUUUUUUUUUGGUUUGUUUUUUUAUGUGUGUGUGUGUGUUUAUUAUUUUUCACAUAAUUUACGUUUAUUCUACACUGCUCUGUCCCUUCUACUAUGAAUGCUCUGAUGGGUUUUAUGAAGCCAUCCCUCAAAAAUACACAAUGGGCUCAGAUUGGUUAGCUGGUGCAGUGUGUAAUUCACUAAACUGCCUAGUGCAUGUCUAAACGUCACGCCCCUCAGAUCAGUUCCAUGUGCUCUGGUGUUGUAUUGUAAACACUGGUGUCAUCAAUAUUGCUUAUUAAUUUGAGCCCAAAUGAGACCCAAAGAUAUUAGUAAAGAGGAUUGUGCAUAACCUGUGCAAGCACAGCUCUUACAUGACAUUUCAGAAUGGUAUGUUUAUUUUAUUUGUUGUUGUCUCAUACUUUUAGAUAUUUGUAAAUGCUACUGCUUAUAUUAGCUUUUGAUAUACGUUUUUAUCCUGAUUAAAGUUUUAAUACAGCAUGGCAACUGCAUGCAAGUCCAUGUUUAAUGCUUCUUAUAGCUAUGUGAAAAAUAUUUGUCUGUCUAUACAAUAAAGUGUAUAAUUUGACCACAGUUUAUUGAUUGAGCUUAUGAGUUGAUGAUCAGGAAAGAGAGAGAGAUCAGAGCAGAGCAUGUGCAGAGCAGGGGGACACGAGGAACUGAAAUAAUGGUGUCUUCACAUGCUAUCAGAAAUUUCCUGUCUCCCACUUAUGAAGUCA
Messenger RNA from Labeo rohita (rohu), 2533 nucleotides. Its product is annotated as hornerin-like. Gene Ontology annotation, molecular function: monoatomic cation channel activity. Lineage: Eukaryota; Metazoa; Chordata; Actinopteri; Cypriniformes; Cyprinidae. The record is from RefSeq and is a predicted model, not a curated record. The coding region runs from base 78 to 1742 and encodes 554 amino acids. The transcript has 4 exons.